GCCAAAAAAGAACAACACAAAUCAGCUGACGCAUUUUCGUUUACGGUUUUCCGUUUUUGGCGCUUUUCUGCCUUCGUUGUGUGACUUUAUAUAAUUUUGCCACUUCUUUCAUUUUCAAUCUCUCGUCAAUUUAUUAUUCGAGGUAUUUGUUAAUUGACCUUUGAGAUUCAAAAUUUGACUAUUUGACUUGUAUUUUCAUUACGAUUGAUUUUAAGGACAACGUGUUGGCAUCUGUGUUAGACGAAGCACAUUUCAAACAACGACAAUCUUAUGGAACCAUUAUGUACGUUGAAUAUGAGCGCAGUGACAUUAACCAAAACACCGAUCAAAUCUCCUGAAGACACGAAUGUGUUGCCGAAAAAUGACGUCAAGGAUAAAAAAGACACUUUAGUCGAAAAACUCGUUAAUAAGCUACCGGAACUCAAUCAGUAUUUCAUAGUUCAUAAAAAAAUCGGCGAAGGAACCUUUAGCAAUGUGUUUGUCGCUACCAGUAAAGUACUCGAAGAGAAGAAAAAGUUCGCUAUUAAACACCUGAUUCCAACCUCGCACCCUACUAGAAUAAUCCAAGAGUUGAAAUGUCUCAAAGAUAUAGGUGGUCGAGAUAACGUCGUCGGACUCGAGUUGUGUUUGCGUAAUAAAGAUUCGGUUGCGUUCGUAAUGCCAUAUUUUCCUCAUGAUUCGUUUUCGAAUUAUGUCACGGAGAUGGAUCCUGCUGAAACUCAGCUGUAUAUGAAGAAUUUGUUGAUUGCUUUACAAAGAGUGCAUUCGUUUAAUAUCAUUCAUCGUGACGUUAAACCCAGCAAUUUUCUGUACAAUAGAAAAGAAAGAAGAUUCCUAUUGGUCGAUUUUGGAUUAUCGCAUCAGGUAGAUAACGGAUUGAAAAAAUUGUGCAGUUCGAGCAACAUCCAAAACGAACGUAAAAGAGUCAUCGAUCCUUUUGAACGGGAUAACUGUCCGACUGAAGUUAAACGACCAGUACUGCAUUCUUUGAGUAGCAAUGUACCAGAAAAGGCCACCGAUCGGCAAUGCUACAAGUAUCCGCAUAAAAAGAAGAGUCCGCUGUUUAAAGAAAAUUCACCGGUUUCGAAGAACGCCAACAUUAGUCGAAAUAUAAACUUAGUGAAACGUAAUUUGCAAUUUGGUAAUAUUACGGCGGAGGUUAAAAAGGAAGUUAUUCCUUUAAUAUCGAAAAACUUGAAAGCCGAGUCUCCUGGCGGUUUGUCUUACGGUUCGAGCUUCUACAGGAUUCAGAAUUCGCAGAUUAAAACGCAAUUCUCGUUGAAUUCAGCAUCGCCUAUGUUUCGUAAACCUGUAUCUACGAAAGUCUCAUCUCACGGAGUUUGCGGUUGCGAUACUAAACCGAGAAUUUGUAAUCAUUGCGUGACUAGGAAACCUAUGCAUGCUCCUAGAGCCGGUACACCGGGAUACAGAUCACCGGAAGUAUUGUUGAAAUAUCCUCAUCAAACGACUGCCGUAGAUGUAUGGUCUGCCGGAGUAAUAAUGGUGUCGAUUAUGAGCGGAUCGUAUCCGUUCUUCCGAGGUCCAGAUGAUGUGACAGCGUUAAUGGAGAUGGUUACGAUUUUCGGUAUCGAAGAUAUCCGAAACACAGCCACAAAAUUGGGUCGUCUUUUAUUAUGUAAUGAAAAUCGUAAACCGAUUGAUCUCAGUAAAAUGUGCGAAAGAUUGAGGCAACGUUCUUCUUCGGAGGUGAAACGAGAAAACACCAAUUUGCCAAUGUGUCGUUCGUGUUAUCAGAAGGUAUUACCCGAAGGUGGUUGUUUAUGUAAAGAUACAACCCAAGGGACCAAACACUCGCCCAAUUACGUCUUCCCAGCCGAAGCUUAUGAUCUUUUGUCAAAGUUAUUGUGCGUUGACCCCGAUAACAGAUACACUGCCAAGGAUGCGUUGGAACAUGCCUUUUUUAAAAUCAAAUUUUAAUCGUCGGUCGUCGUUUUAUUAGUCAACUUUUUUUUUAUUAUUUUAAAUUUAAUUGAAUUAAGGUUUCGAUGGGAUUUUUAUUCGAUAGGUAGGUGUAUUUUUAUGCUACACGUUGA
Planococcus citri (citrus mealybug) is the source of this 2054-nucleotide messenger RNA. Its product is annotated as cell division cycle 7-related protein kinase-like. Lineage: Eukaryota; Metazoa; Arthropoda; Insecta; Hemiptera; Pseudococcidae. Gene Ontology annotation, biological process: mitotic DNA damage checkpoint signaling; protein phosphorylation. The record is from RefSeq and is a predicted model, not a curated record. The coding region runs from base 271 to 1938 and encodes 555 amino acids. The transcript is spliced from 9 exons. Gene Ontology annotation, cellular component: nucleus. Gene Ontology annotation, molecular function: ATP binding; protein serine/threonine kinase activity.